Messenger RNA from Phaedon cochleariae (mustard beetle), 1225 nucleotides. The record is from the annotation of a GenBank genome assembly. NCBI's taxonomy places the organism in Eukaryota, Metazoa, Arthropoda, Insecta, Coleoptera, Chrysomelidae.
GCAGCUGCUAUGCGUUUGGCAUACCUUCCCUGCAGUAUUGCUCUAUUUAUUUACUGAUUAUAGUGAUGGAAACAAUAUAAAUAUAAGUGGAACCGUUUUCAUCAGAAUCUUGACCAUAUUCAACAUAUCUGCAAAAUGGAUAUAACAACCCUGUUCAAGGCAUGUGUCAAGACUGUUCGAACCACCAACAAAUCCCUAGGCGUAAAAGAUCAAAAAUCCACCAUUCUGAAGUCUCAAAAGGAUGGCAACCUCACCAAAGCUAGAGAAAUUGUCAAGCAAAUCAAGAGUCUUCAACAGAUCCUAAUGGAUAAUAAAGCAGCCUACCUCAACGUCUUGAACUAUCUAUCAACUAACCAAACUAUGACUGAAGUAGAUAGACAACAAAUUGACCAUAUGGCUGAAGAUAUUGUGAGUAAAUGUAAACACCUCAUAAGUGAGUUCAAACAAGAUGUAUCAUCUAUGACAAAGAGUGAACAGAAGGCAGAACAUUACAGAAACAUAAUAGAUACCUUAGAGGUCUACUUGAAGAGUGUGUCCAAAAUUUAUACAGAAGCUAAAGCUGUGAGGGUGAAGAGAGUUAUUGAAACUCAUAAGUUGUCAAAGCUUGAGACACCAUCUCCAAGACUGGAUGACAAAACAUCAGGAAAUAAAGUAAGCUUAGAAAAUACAGUCAAGUCUCCCUCAAAAGAAGAGCCUAGAAUACCUUCAAUGCCUGUCAACUAUGAUGAUGAACUCUCCACAGAAGACAUGCAGAUGUUUGAGGCAGAAAAUGAACAUUUGUACAAUGAAUUAAAUAGCAUUUCAGAUGAAGUGAAACAGAUGGAGAAUAAAGUAGUUCAUAUUGCAGAGUUGCAAGAACUGUUCACUGAAAAAGUAUUACAGCAAGACAAGGAUAUUGAAAGGAUAGCCUCCACUGUAGUGGGCUCAACAGAGAAUAUGAAAGAUGCCAAUGAGCAGAUCAGGCAGGCUAUACAGAGGAAUGCAGGGUUGAGGGUAUAUAUUUUAUUUUUUCUGCUAGUUAUGUCAUUUUCACUAUUAUUCUUAGAUUGGUAUAAUGAUUAGGGAAAAUAGUUUCUACAAAGUUUUUAUAUCCAUAAAGUUGUUAUGAAGGUGUAUGGUCAAAUUGCCAUUAGGUCAGUGUUAAAACUGCAGGACAGUAAUCAGUAAGUUAAUUUCAUUGUACCUUUUGUACAUACAUUUCAAUAAAUAUCCAUCCAAAUCAUGG